Molecule: messenger RNA, 993 nt
Organism: Aspergillus fumigatus Af293
Lineage: Eukaryota; Fungi; Ascomycota; Eurotiomycetes; Eurotiales; Aspergillaceae
Exons: 2
Coding region: 1-993 (330 amino acids)
Molecular function (GO): oxidoreductase activity, acting on the aldehyde or oxo group of donors, NAD or NADP as acceptor
Source: RefSeq, a predicted model, not a curated record
AUGGUGCUGCCAGCCGUGCUGCGCAAAAUUCUCUCCCAGGCCCUCGACGCUGAUACCUUCGCCAUCAGCGAGGAGAGACCCGAUGCGGCUUUCCUCAACAGGGUGCUCAUGGUCUCCCAGACUGGUUCGGCGCCGCUCGCCGAGCGCAGUCUGCUCUCGCCCGCGAACGCGCGAGCUGUGGCUGUUGUCGAUAGAACGGCAUCCGUUCCAGCUGCAGCAGAAGCGUUGGUCGCCGCGCGCUUCGCCUUUGGCGGCCGGUCGACGUAUUCUCCUGAUGUCGUGCUGGUGAACGAGUUUGCAAUGAAGCGGUUUGUCGAGGCGGUUCUCCACCACGCGUCCCGAUAUCUGGCUGGCCCGAACGGUGAGGCACGCCAGGGAGCAUCGAAUCCCCGUCGGUUCGGUCCAAGCGCCUCGCUUCUGGAUGCAGCGCAUAAGGAUACCGGUGCUCGCGUGCUUGUCUCGGGGUCCGGAUGGGGGGUGGUGGAGGUCCAUGAUCGGAGCGGCCCACUGGCAGCGACAUACGCGUUUGGCAGCGCCUCUGCAGCCAAGUACAUCACCCAGUUCAUCGACGCCGCCGUCUCGUGGAUUAACCACGUCCCCGUCGACAUGCUCAGUACGUCCUCUUUCCCGUUCCCUUCCACUCAGCUAACAGACUCAGUCGGCCCGGCCUACCCCAUCAACACGGCUCCCAGCACCGAAACCCGCUACACGCCCGCUCUUUUUCAGGUCCCCCGUCCUCAGUUCGUCACCGAAGCAAACACCUCCGCCUUGGUGAGAAGUAUUCUCGACCCCUCGGACGCCACGAGAUCAGCUACCGCCUGGCGCGAGGCCCUUGCCCCCCUGCCAUCUACCGGCCAGCGCCCCGGCCGAAGAAUCGGAUUCUUCGAGCAAGGGUUAAUCACUGGUGGGGUAAUUACCCUUGCGACGUUGAUAGCGACGGUGUCGACUGUGGGGUGGUAUACCUUUACGUAUGUGAGGAGGUUGCGUGCUUAG